AGUAUGCAGAUGGAAUCCAAUUUCCUGCAACAUUUAAAUUUCACCGGUUUAGUAAUUAUGAGUGGUUUCAUUGUGAGGCAUGCUAAGAAUCUCGUCAUUUGUUUUAUUUGUCAAGCAAAAUCAAAAAUGUGCACAAAAUCAAACUGCCGCUGCCCUUAGCUAUAUCAUGUCUCCAGAUAACAUCCAAAUAAUUAUCGGGUUUUUUAUUUUAUUUUACCUGCAAAAAAUCAUUGCCAUUUCUCUCUCACUCACUCAUGACCUUUCUAUCUCUGCUGCUUAAAUUACAUUACACGAAAGAGAUCCGAAUAAAAACAGACAGGGUUCAGCUCAAGUUAAUGUUAAAAGAGAAGUGAACGAAAUGGCAAAUACUCUAUCCAUGGCAGGAGUUAACCAUUCAAUCAUUUACAAAAGCACACCCAUCUCUUCUUCUUCUUCUUCUUCUUCAUCUCAAGCUUCACCAAACAAGUUUCAAUUCAACAAAAAUCAAUGGAUGGGUUCAUCAAAUUUCUCCUUCUUAAGAAGAACUAGUACCACCACCACCACAUUAGUUCAUGCUGGUUUUUCCAAGGCAGAUGAUUCUGCCCCUUCUGGGAUGUCUCUUGAAGACGCUUUGAAACUUCUAGGGGUCUCUGAAGGUGCUUCAUUUGAUGAAAUACUUCGUGCCAAGAAUUCAAUUCUAUCCACUUGUAAAGAUGACCAAGACGCUAUCGCCCAGGUAGAGGCUGCAUAUGAUAUGUUGCUUAUGCAGAGCUUAACGCAGCGUCGAGCUGGGAAAGUUUUAAGUAAUAGCAUUCGUUAUGCUGAUGCAAAGCCUGUUAAAACUGUAUCAAGGAAUAGUUCAAUGCCUCAGUGGUUGCAGUCUAGGGUAAUGAAUUCGCCUGUUUCAGUUGAAACACCAACUAUGAAUGAGUUGGGGGUUCAAGCAGGAGUCUAUGGAACUUUGAUGGCCCUGCAAUAUUUCAAUGGAAUCUCAACAUCUAACACACCAGGGUCUACUGCGGCUGAUGUUCCUGGACUAAUUUUAGCUGGCAGCUUUGGAGCUUCAUUAUAUUUCUUGACAAAGAAGAACUCUAAGCUUGGAAAGGCAACGCUGAUUACCAUCGGGGGACUUGUUGUGGGUGCAGUCGCUGGGUCGGCAAUUGAGAACUUUUUGCAAGUGGACAUAAUACCGUUUAUCGGCAUACGUUCUCCUGCUGUAAUUGUAAGCGAAAUCAUAGUGUUCUCUCAAUUUCUAGUUUCCCUUUAUUUAAGUUAGGUUCAAAUGAACACCUAUCAUAAUAACAUCAAUUCUGAAGCUGUAAUUAUUACUGUAACUGCUUGUUGGUGUAUUCUUUGUUUAGUCAUCAAGUGUAUAUGAAAGAAAUGUAUUAACCUAAAGAUUUAGCUUCAAAGAUGACAAAUGCAUACU
Papaver somniferum (opium poppy) is the source of this 1408-nucleotide messenger RNA. Its product is annotated as protein CHAPERONE-LIKE PROTEIN OF POR1, chloroplastic-like. NCBI's taxonomy places the organism in Eukaryota, Viridiplantae, Streptophyta, Magnoliopsida, Ranunculales, Papaveraceae. The transcript is spliced from 3 exons. Gene Ontology annotation, cellular component: chloroplast membrane. The coding region runs from base 359 to 1255 and encodes 298 amino acids. The record is from RefSeq and is a predicted model, not a curated record.